Messenger RNA from Linum trigynum, 300 nucleotides. NCBI's taxonomy places the organism in Eukaryota, Viridiplantae, Streptophyta, Magnoliopsida, Malpighiales, Linaceae. The record is from the annotation of a GenBank genome assembly.
AUGGAAAUGGCGGCUCUCCAUUUGCCUUCGUUCUCGAUUCAGCCAUCUCCGCCAUUCCCAAAGCACUGUGUAUCUCUAAACACUACGCAGCUCAUGACCGAAUUCGUGAUGUUCCAAUGUCCGUCGAGGCGCAAUCCUCCAAAAUCUGGUUCCCUGAUGAUUAGACGCCGCUUAGUGAGAGCAGUUAGCGAUUCGGGUAGCUCGACGGAAGGAGCAGCAGCUGAUUCUCCGGACGAGAACAUUGUUGUUACUAGCGAUAGAGUUAAUGAUUCUCCGCCUGAUUCUCAGGACAAAAAAUGA